Formica exsecta is the source of this 1113-nucleotide messenger RNA. RefSeq names its product odorant receptor 46a-like. The transcript is spliced from 5 exons. Gene Ontology annotation, molecular function: odorant binding; olfactory receptor activity. Gene Ontology annotation, biological process: sensory perception of smell; detection of chemical stimulus involved in sensory perception of smell. Gene Ontology annotation, cellular component: plasma membrane. Bases 1 to 1113 code for a protein of 370 amino acids. NCBI's taxonomy places the organism in Eukaryota, Metazoa, Arthropoda, Insecta, Hymenoptera, Formicidae. The record is from RefSeq and is a predicted model, not a curated record.
AUGCAGGUUCUUGAAAUUACACUAAAAAUUCUUAUGGUUGCGGGAUGCUGGCCGCCAAGUUCUUGGACAUCAUUUUAUAAACGUACUGUAUAUAACGCAUAUACAGUUUUUGUAACAUUCUUGCUAUUCACCUUUAUGUUGUCUCAACUUAUGGAUAUUAUUCUGAACGUUGAUAAUACCGACGAUUUUGCGGAUACUUUCUACGUCAUGCUCGCCAUGGUCAUGUCUAUUUGCAAAAUGAUCGGUCUCUUGAUAAAUCGCAAGAAUAUAGAGACAUUAACCAAUAUCCUUAUUCAGAAACCGUUUAUCCCGCUGGAAGCCGACGAAAUAGAAAUUCGACAAAGAUUCGAGAAGACAAUACAAACCAAAACUUUAUGGUACGCAAUCCUGAUCGAGACGACGUGUGCGUGUAUCGUGCUGACGUCAUUAUUCACGAAUUUUCGAAAAGGCAAUCUAACGUACAGGGAGUGGACACCGAAGUACAACUACUCCGAAAUGGUGUUUUGCGUGGUAUACGCUCGUCAGUUAAUGAGCUCGAUGUUCGGGUCUUUAGUGAACAUAGCCUGCGACACUCUGAUCUGCGGUCUACUAUUGCACGUGUGUUGUCAAAUCGAGAUACUCGAGUGCCGGUUGAAAAAGAUCUCGCUCGGUCGAACUAAUAUGCGUGAAUGUGUACGUCAGCACAACAAUAUAUUUAAAUUCGCGCUAAUGGUAAACGAAAAAUUCAAGAUAAUUAUUGGCAUUCAAUUUAUAGUGAGCACGCUAGUGGUUUGCUCCAACUUAUAUCAACUAGCAAAAAUAACGUUGAGCGCGCAAUCAUUUCCAUUGAUAUUAUACACAUGCUCUAUGUUGACGCAGAUUCUUAUCUAUUGUUGGUAUGGAAACGAAGUUAAGCUGAAGAGCAUUGAACUAGCCCCUAAUAUCUUCAAAAUGAAAUGGCUGAGACUGGAUCAAAGUGGAAAACAAAGUUUAUUAAUUAUUAUGAAUUGCUCGUUAGUACCUAUUGAAUUCUCUUGCGCGUAUAUUCUCACGAUGAAUCUCGACUCUUUCGUAAGUUUACUUAAGAUAUCACAUUCGGCCUAUAACAUAGUGCAGCAAAUGGGAACAACAUGA